UCUCUGCCUCGCCUACCAGCACCGGCUCUUCGGGCGGCGGCAGCGGUCCCACCAGCUCACCUCUUCUGUUCUUCGUCGCCUUGGGUUUCGGCGUUGUCUUCACAAACUUAUGGUAGCCAUGCAUGCCUCGUCCGCCCUGGCGCGCUCCUUUGCUGACCCACUACCUCAGGAUCAUUGUCGGCGUCAAGUAUUGUUUCCGCUACAAUCAACGCAACCGCCAGCGCGCUCUCGGAGAGGAUGGCAAUCCCAUCGAUCUCAUGGCCAUGCCCCGUCCGCAUAGACGCCGUAGAGAGAAGAAACUCAUGACCAUGGACGACGUCAACGAGCGCUUCCCACUCACAAAGUACAAGAUCUGGAGAGCCUCGCGCGAAGCCCACGGUCUGUCCACUGCCGGCGGUGUCAGUGCCGCCCCGAGUCGUGCUCCCAGCAUCAGGCAUGACCACCUCCCGGACCUCCCCGAAGACCCUCAGACCCCCCUGACCACUCUUGAAAUGGCUCAACAUCACCAUGCCACUGCCAUUACCGCUGCCUCUUCGACUGCUCCCGUCACCAAUUAUGACAAGGUUCCCUUGGAAAAGACCGAGACUGUUGCCUCGUCCAUCCAUGACCACGAGUCUGAUGACGAAGAUGACCCCAUUCGUACUGCCGCACCGCCUGAGAUGGCCGCUCCCCCUGGAGACACUUGCGCCAUCUGUCUGGAUAACCUCGAAGACGAUGAUGAUGUUCGUGGUCUCAGCUGCGGUCACGCAUUCCACGCAGCCUGUCUGGACCCAUGGCUAACUUCCCGCCGUGCGUGCUGCCCUCUCUGCAAGGCCGAUUACUACGUUCCAAAGCCUCGUGCUGCCGAUAAUGCCGACGACACCGGACGCAGGGAACGCGGUAUGCGUAUGCCCCAGAGCCCCGCUUCUGCUUGGAUUGGUGCUCGUAGAUCAGGCAAUUCGGGCAGGAGACGCAUGAUGCUUGCCGGUCCAAGAUUCUUGGUGGUUGAGCCUCACACCGACCAGCAUGGUUUCCCUCAAGUCGUGCACACAGGUCCUGGUCCAGGUGUUCGACCCGAGUCUGAAGGUGGAUGGCUCAGCAGGUUGCCUCGUUUCGCAAACCCCCUUCGACGAGGAAACGCCUCGGGUACGGCGCAGACCAACGCCACAAACACUACGCCAGGCGAUCUUGAAGCUGGAACUUCAAGAUAGUCUUUGAAUACCCAUUUGAUUUUGGUUUCUUCUGGCAGCGGGAUAUCUAUGGCUUUCUCCGGAACAACAGUAACGGUCCUAUUUGGGGUUUGGUGUUUUCGUCGGGUAUUAGGGUUAGCGACAGGGUCAGACAUCUCGUGGGAGAUC
Aureobasidium pullulans EXF-150 is the source of this 1337-nucleotide messenger RNA. RefSeq lists its product as uncharacterized. The coding region runs from base 123 to 1190 and encodes 355 amino acids. The record is from RefSeq and is a predicted model, not a curated record. Lineage: Eukaryota; Fungi; Ascomycota; Dothideomycetes; Dothideales; Saccotheciaceae. The transcript has a single exon. Gene Ontology annotation, molecular function: ubiquitin protein ligase activity. Gene Ontology annotation, biological process: protein ubiquitination.